Corythoichthys intestinalis (scribbled pipefish) is the source of this 6654-nucleotide messenger RNA. Its product is annotated as DIS3-like exonuclease 1. Lineage: Eukaryota; Metazoa; Chordata; Actinopteri; Syngnathiformes; Syngnathidae. Gene Ontology annotation, biological process: rRNA catabolic process. The record is from RefSeq and is a predicted model, not a curated record. Bases 121 to 3249 code for a protein of 1042 amino acids. Gene Ontology annotation, cellular component: cytoplasmic exosome (RNase complex). The transcript is spliced from 18 exons. Gene Ontology annotation, molecular function: 3'-5'-RNA exonuclease activity; RNA binding.
UUCGUUGCACUUCCUCUAAAUUAAGCUAAUGUUUUUCCAACAGUGUUUUCACGCUUUACAGUAGUAGAGCUAUUGGAGGGUAACAGAGAUAUGCAAAUGGAUCUGUCUUAAUUCCACAAGAUGAUUAAAACUGAAAAAAUUCUGCAUUUGAAGAGCAGCCGCGGCCGAAAGGUCCGUGUUGUCCGCGAACAUUACGUGAGGGAGCGAGUUCCAUGCUACAGUUCUCUGUGUCAAGCCGGUUGUGACAACAAUGGCAAGGUGUUGCCUGGAGAUUUAACCCACUAUGUGGUGCCUGAUGUCGGAGUGGUGGUUGACUACCAGGAAAUCUUGGAGUUCAGAGAGCUGCAGGGUAUCGUCUUCACUCAGACAGCCUGCCAAGCUGUCCAUCACUGCAAAGGACGCAGCAGACAAUAUAACCGCCUGCGAAACCUGCUUAAGGAUCCCCGACAUGACAGUGUUCUGUUUGCCAAUGAAUUUCAAGAAUAUUCCUUCUGCCUGCGGGAGAUUGGGGAAAGUCAAGAGCAGUGGCAGACCAGGUGUGUGUACUCUGCAGCAGUGUGGUACUACAACCACCUAGCUGGUCUAAUGGAUGUAGUGAUGAUCACAGAGGACCGAGACGUCAUUGCUCAGUACAGCAACCUCCACUCUGGAGUAUACGUCAUUUCUGUGCAGGAAUAUUUACAAAACUUCUGGUCAGCGCUACGGGCAGCUCAUGAAUUGUACAGCUCCAUUUGCCAGGCUCUGCAGGAGAAAGAGAGUGAGUGCACGGAAAAAGAGUUUACUGACCACCUGCCGGCUGAAGUCCUUGAGGCUGGCAUCAAGUCUGGACGCUACAUUCAGGGAACACUGAAUGUCAACAAACACAGAGCACUGACUGAAGCCUCUGUUAGAGCAGAGGGUCUCUCGGAUAAAAAUGCAGAGCUGAGCAGCGAGGUGUUAGUGUAUGGAAAAAAAAAUCGUAACAGAGCUGUUCAUGGGGACAUAGUUGUGGUGGAGUUAUUACCCAAAAGCGAAUGGAGAGGGAAGGUCAGUGCCUUGACUGAAGGACAAUUGGACGAGAAGAAUGGAGAGGACCUUCAAAGUAAACCUAUGCCUACAGGAAGAAUUGUAGGGAUCCUGCAGAGAAAUUGGAGGGACUAUGUGGUGACAUUCCCCCCAAGAGAGAGCACACAGUCACAAAGCAGGAAUUCUCAGCGCAUCCUGACUGUGCCUUGGGACUACCGCAUCCCGAAGAUCCAUGUCAGCACUCAGCAGGCCGACGCAUUGCAGGACCACAGAGUGGUAGUACGCAUCGACUCAUGGGAAAGCACAUCACUGUAUCCCAACGGGCACAGUGUGAAAGUUCUGGGUCGGGCUGGUGAGCUUGAGACUGAAAUGCAGACCAUCCUGAUUGAGAAUAGUAUCCGUGUUCCGCCCUUCUCUGAUGCACAGCUGAGAGAGAUGCCUGUAAAUUCUCCCGAGAAGCCCUGGAAGGUGGAUCCUGCUCAGGUGGCUGAGCGACGGGAUCUGCGAGAUAGUCACCUUGUGUUCAGCAUUGACCCCGCGGGCUGUGAGGAUGUCGAUGACACGCUGUCUGUGCGCAGCCUUGCAGGAGGGAAGCUACUGGAGCUAGGGGUUCACAUUGCUGAUGUUACUCACUUUGUUCCUGAAGGCUCCCUCACUGACUUAGAGGCACAUGCAAGGGCGACAACUUACUACCUCGCAGACCGUAGGUAUGACAUGUUGCCAGCAGUCCUCAGUGCAGAUCUCUGCUCUCUGUUGGGGGGAGUUGACAGGUAUGCGAUGAGCGUUGUGUGGCAGCUGGACGCACACACCCUUGCUGUCGACAAGGUGUGGUAUGGUCGCACCAUCAUCCGUUCCUCCUACCAGCUCCACUACGAGUUGGCUCAGGCCCUCCUCAAUGGCGAGCAGGCCGAAGUACCUGAACUGAGCCUGCUGAGCCCCUAUGAGAAAGAUGCCAAGUUGGCUGAGCUCACCCAGGCUCUGGAGAUGCUGACUCACGUGGCACGACACUUACGGGCCCAGCGAGAUCAAGGCGGUGCAUUGGAACUGGAAGGGGUAGAGGUGCGUGCACAGCUAGAUAAUGAAAAGAACAUCACUGCUCUGGUCCCACGCCAGCCCCUCGAGAUCCACGAGACAGUGGCUGAGUGCAUGAUCUACGCCAACCACUGGGUGGCACUCAAAAUCCACGAGAGCUUUCCUCAUCAGGCUCUGCUUCGACAUCACCCACCGCCGCGACAGGAGUUUUUCAACCAGUUGGUGGAAAGUGCCAAGUCCAGGGGCUUUGCCAUCGAUACCAGGUCAAAUAAGGCUUUAGCUGACUCUCUGGACAAGGCUGUGGACCUACAAGACCCACUUCUCAACAGGCUGCUGAGAAUGAUGGCCACUCAAGCCAUGUCCCAAGCACAUUAUUUCUCGACUGGUGCAAUUUCCGAAGAUCAAUACUACCACUAUGGGUUGGCUCUGGACCGCUACACACAUUUCACUUCACCGAUUCGUCGCUAUGCCGACAUGGUGGUUCACCGCCUUCUGACAGCGGCCAUCGAUGUUGACAAGGGACAGAGCCCCAAUAAAGCACUAGCCACUAACAAGGAACUAGACGAGUUGGCUCAUCAUAUCAACAAGAAGAACAGGGCAGCCCAGCAGGCCCAGAAGCUGUCCACAGAGUUGUUUCAGUGUCUGUAUUUUAAAGAUCGAGACCCUGGCACCGACCCAUGCUGUGUGACUGAUGCUGUCAUUUACGCCAUCCGGGACAAUGGGGUUUUGGCUUUUGUUCCGCUGUACGGCAUCAAGGGGCCUGUGUACUUGAAGAACCGAGAGGGUCUGGUGCUCUCUGCGGAGCAGGAUCGGCGCUGCGAGUGGCAGAGCGGCUCUGUGCGCCGCUAUUCAGACCACAUCAUGACCACGUCCACCAUUGGAACCACCACCUUUAAGCUGUUCAACCACAUUACUGUUCGUAUUUCCGUGCAGUCGUCACGUUGCCACGCGGACAGUGUGUCUCUCGAGCUCGUUUAUAACCGGCCGCACCAGAUUGGCGCGCUCCACCAGACUCAGUCUCACGGCCGCAACCAACUGGUUCAGGAAGUGGUCCGUUUAGCCCAAGAGGCCUCCCAGCAAGUUCAAGAGAAGGCGACCUGGCGUCCCAAACUUUCCAAAGAGGAGCAUGAGUUCUGCCAAAGCAAAAGUCCAAACUUGUACUUACUCCUGGAGGAGAUUCGUGAGCUUUCACUCAUGGAGAUAGAAUACUAAGAGACUGUCAUAGACUUCAAUGAUAAUAACUUUUAAUCCUCUUUUAUUGUUUACGUGCAUAUGAGUGACAUGGAUAAGGCCAUGUUUGAUCAUACUGACUGUAUUUUUUUUUUGUUUUUUUUUGAUGAAAUUCAUUUCACAAAAACAUUUUGGUGUUUUCUGAAGACUGUACAGUGAUGGCAUUUCCCUACUACCUUAUUUUCCGGACUAUAAUACGCACCUAAAAUACUUUAAAUUUCUCAAAAGCCGACAGUGCACCUUAUAAUCUGAUGUGCCUUAUGUAUGGAUCAAUAUCGGUUAAUCAUGGCAUGGCAUUCCCUUUAGCACAGCUCCAUCUAGUGCAGGGGCUCUUAACCUUGCUAAAGGUACCCAACCCCACGAGUUUCACAUAUGUAUUCACCAAACCCUUCGGAAUUUCAUAACAAAGCCAUUUUUUAAAAAAUUCAAAACCUAGCAAGCUAACAUCAAAGUGAAUUCCUGUUUACAUUUUUUUUCGUUGCCUUUAGCUGUUGAUUUUUACGUUGGCAAAAGAAAAGAAACUCAUUUCAUUUCACACUGUUCUUUUUUUUUCAUUGUUUUCAUGCCUACAUUCUCAUUUUAUUGUCGUAUCUUUGCAUCACAUACAAUUUUCAUGCCGUAAAACUACACAGUUGUUUUUUAAUUAUCUAUGCAGUUCAUGCUGUCCGUAGGUCUGUUAUACUUCCUCAUACCAAAUUCCUGGCAACCUUCCACUGAGCAAACAGAUUUCUCCUCCCAUUAUAUACAGUAGAGGGCUAAUAUUUGAAAGAAAUGAAAUAAAGCCUUUAAAUUGAGGGUAAACCAGACCAAAACCUGGUGUAAAACACCACUUUGCCUAGAUUUAGUCGGCAUACAAAAUAGGGCUCUGUGUUUAACAUUCACCGAACCCCUGGGGAUCGAACCCCAGUUAAGAACCACUGAUCUAGUGGAUGCAUAACACAACCCAAAAUAAUACUAUUACUGUGCCGUGUUAUGCAGUGCGCGUAAAAUAUGAAAAAAAGUUAGGCCAUUCAUUAAAGGUGCGCCUUAUACUCCAAUGCGCCUGAUACUGAGGAAAAUACGGUACUUUUAAAGGAGUGGUUACACUUUUUUUCUUUAUUAAUAAACCCAUACAGAAGGGAAAAGUAUUUUUCAACUGCAAAUUGUGUAGGUUCUCCCACUUAGAAAGACCUGUAAUUGUCAUCAUAUAUAUAACUAAACUAUGAGAGACAGAAUGAGGGGAAAAUAAUCCAUAAAAUCACAUUGUAAAUGAAGUCUUUAAAAAAUUCUUGUGGAAAAUAUUUGGUUCACCUACAAACAAGCAAGAUUUCUGGCUCCCACAAAGCUGUAACUUCUUUGCGAGGCUCCUCUGUUUUAAUGGCACCUGUUUGUCAUUAGCAGUGUAAAACGCACAACCUCAAACAGUCACACUCCAAACUCCACUAUGGCCAAGAACAAAGAGCUGUCAAAGGACACCAGAAACAAUUUAUAGACCUGCAAUAGGCAAGCAGCUUGAUGUAACGAAAUCAACUGUGGGAGUAGUUAUAGUGCUGGCAAAAAGAAUUGGCACCCCUGCAAUUUUGUCGGAUAAUGCUCAAUUUCUCUCAGAAAAUGAUUGCAAAUACAUAUGCUUUAAUGGUAAUAUCUUCAUUUACUUUGCUUGCCAUGAAAAAACAAUGAUAAAAAAAAAAAAAUCAUUAUCGUUUUACACAAAACUCCAAAAAUGGGCCGGACCAAAGUAUUGGCACCCUUAGCCUAGUACUUGGUAGCACAAACUUUAGACAAAAUAACUGAACAACCGCUUCCAUCAAUGAGUUUCUUACAAUGCGCUGCUGGAAUUUCAGACCACUCUUCUUUGGCCAACUGCUCCCGGUCUCUGAGAUUUGAAGGGUGCCUUCUCCAAACUGCCAUUUUCAGAUCUCUCCACAGGUGUUUUAUGGGAUUCAGGUCUGGACUCAAUGCUGGCCACUUUAGAAGUCUCUAGUUCUUUCUCGCAAACCAUUUUCUAGUGCUUUUUGAAGUGUGUUUUGGGUCAUUGCUGCAAAAUUUGUAUUUGUUGGUAAUCUUUAGACUCCAAAAUGCCAUGCACACGGUCAACCAGUCCAGUGCCAGAGGUAGCAGAGCAACCAACAGUGUUCCUUUCUUUGAAGGACUCGUUUUUUUCCCUGUAAACUCUAUGUUGAUGCCUUUUCCACAAAAAUUCUACUUUUGUCUCAUCUGACCAGAGAACAUUCUUCCAAAACGUUUUGUGCUCUCUCAGGCAAGUUGUGGCAAACUUUUUUUUUUUGUCUCAGGGUCAGAAGUGGGUUCUUCCUGGGUAUCCUAUCAUAGAGUCCCUUUUCAUUCAGACGCCGAUGGAUAGUAUGGGUUGAUACUGUUGUACCCUCGGACUGUAGGACAGCUUGAACUGGUUUGGAUGUUAGUCGAGGUUCUUUAUCCACCAUCCGUACAAUCUUUCGUUGAAUCUAUCUUGAUGGGAUAUCUUGGGAAUGGCGUUGCUCAGUGGUGGAGUAGUUGUCCCCCAACCCAGAGUCUGUGGAUUCGAUUCUCCACCCUGAUGAACUCGCCUAAGUAUCCUUGCGCAAGAUACUGAACCCCGCAUUACUCCUGGUGCUGUGUCACUAGUAGGUAGAUGGCAAUGUAGUGUGAAGCGCUUUGGGUACCUUGAGAGGUAGAAAAAGCGCUAUACAAGUAUAACACCAUCUUCAAUUUUUAUUUACAUAACAUUCCAUUCACAUCUAGGGGGAUUAGACACAAUGCCAUGCGCAUUAAUGACACUGCGCACGGUAGACACAGGAACAUUCAGGUCUUUGGAGAUGGACUUGUAGCCUUGAGAUUGCCCAUGCUUCCUCAUAAUUUUGCUUUUCAAGUCCUCAGAAAUUUCUUUGGUCUUCUUUCUUUUCUCCGUGCUCAAUGUGGUUCGCACAAGGACACAGGACUAUGGAGGACCAAAGCUGCCAAAAUUAAAAAUAAAUAAAUCAAUAAAAAACAAAAUAAAAACAAAUAUAAAUACAAAAAUAAAUAUGGACAUAAGUAGCUAAUUAAAUAAGAGUAGAAAUAAAAAUGAUUAUAUAUACAAAAAUAAGAAAUUACAUUAAAAAUGUAAGAAUAAAUACUAAAAUAAAUAUAUUGAUUGAAAUAAAUGUCAAUCAAUAAAUAAAAGCGCUUUGCCUUCUAUUAUUUCAUUGUCAGCGCCAACUUUCAAGUGGAAAUGUAAUUCAAAUGAGGAGGCGUUCUUACAUGUGUUGAACUAUUCACCCACUGGUCGAUCAACACGCUAUUGCAGUGAUCCUCUCGAUCGACUUUGCCUGCCUGUUGCUUGCUAGCUUCAGGCAUGAAAAUCUCUCACCUUUCGGCGAAAUUCGCCGUUUUGAAGUAAAAAAGGGCGACCUACGUGAAUUGCGUAGA